AACGCAUCUCGUUUUUUUAAUUAAAGAAAAACACAUGAAAAAUAAUUAAACAGGGUUCAGAUUCAAUCUUCUUUUCACUCUUGUUAUAUAAGAAACGUGUUCAACCAUGAUUUCUUGGCAGCCCUGAGCAUUUCUUCACUCAAAGCCGCCAUGGACGAGGAGAGUCUCAAGUUGUCUUUAAUCCAUAACAACAGCAAUGGCAACCCUGAAGAAUUUGACGGAGAUCUUCCGGUCAUCAAAGGAUGGAGAGGCCUGCUCCAAGCAAGCGGGAAAGAAUCAAAGAAGCUAUGGUACCUCGCAGGCCCUGCAAUUUUCACCUCCAUCUGUCAGUACUCACUCGGAGCCAUCACACAGACCUUCGCCGGUCAUAUCGGGGAUCUCGAAUUAGCCGCCGUUUCAAUCGAAAACUCUGUAAUCGCUGGCCUCUCAUUCGGCAUCAUGCUUGGAAUGGGCAGCGCGCUGGAGACUCUGUGCGGGCAGGCCUUCGGAGCGAAGCAACUCAGAAUGCUGGGAGUUUAUAUGCAGCGGUCUUGGGUCAUAUUGCUGACCACGGCCUGCCUGAUGACCACGAUUUAUGUGUGGUCGGCGCAGAUUCUGAAGCUGAUAGGGCAAGAAGAUGAUAUUGCAGAACUGGCGGGGAAAUUCGCACUGUGGAUGCUGCCGCAGUUGUUCGCUUACGCCAUGGUUUUUCCGCUGGCGAAGUUUUUGCAGGCGCAGAGUAAGGUGAUGGCCAUGGCGGUGAUUGCUGGCGUGGCAUUGGCAUUCCACGUGCUGUUCAGCUGGUUGCUUAUCUUUAAGUGGGGGUGUGGCCUCUGGGGAGCAGCCCUAGUGCUGGAUCUUUCAUGGUGGAUCAUUGUGUUAGCACAGCUGGGUUACAUACUCAGCGGCACCUGUAACGAGGCUUGGGGAGGUUUCAGCUGGGCUGCUUUCCACAACCUUGGGGCUUUCGUGCGCCUUUCAUUGGCAUCUGGAGUAAUGUUGUGUUUGGAAGUUUGGUAUCUCUACCUUCUAAUACUUUUGGCUGGCUACCUUAAAAAUCCAGAAAUUUCCGUAGAUGCCAUUUCUAUAUGCAUGAAUCUAAUGGGGUGGGAGAUGAUGGUAUCUUUGGGAUUCAAUGUUGCCAUCAGUGUAAGAGUUUCAAAUGAAUUGGGAGCUGGGCAUCCAAGAGCUGCAAAAUUCGCAGUGCUUAUUGUUCUUGUAACAAUGUUUAUGAUAGGGGUGAUUCUAAUGGUUGUGAUCUUCAUUACAAGGAAUGAAUUUGCAGUUGCAUUUACUAGUAGUGAAGUAGUCAUGAAAGCAGUUUCGAAGCUUGCAACUCUACUAGCUUUUACCAUGCUUUUAAAUAGCAUACAACCUGUUUUUGGAGGUGUGGCAGUAGGAGCAGGUUGGCAGGCUCUAGUGGCCUACAUUAAUUUAGCAUCUUAUUACAUUUUUGGAGUUCCUCUUGGCUGCUUGUUGGGAUACUAUUUUGAUUUUGGAGUGAAGGGAAUUUGGGCUGGUAUGAUUAGUGGAACUACCCUACAAACAAUUAUUCUGUGUAUUAUUACAUAUAAGACUAAAUGGAAUCGAGAAGCUUCUCAAGCUAUAGAGAGGAUCAAAGUGUGGGGAGGGAGCGAUUGACAUCUAAGUUGCAAUCAAUCAGUAAAGACCACAAAUUUUUCUUUCCACAUUUGAAGCGGGUAUUGCGAUAAUGACAUCAUACUUGUGGUCACGUUAAAAUGUUUGCUUGACACUUUUUUUUUAAACGACUAUCAUAUUUGUGAUUGUAAUUUUGGGAUGACAACAAAAUGGGAAACGAUUAUGAAUUAUGUCC
Molecule: messenger RNA, 1813 nt
Organism: Cryptomeria japonica (Japanese cedar)
Lineage: Eukaryota; Viridiplantae; Streptophyta; Pinopsida; Cupressales; Cupressaceae
Product: protein DETOXIFICATION 33
Exons: 8
Coding region: 151-1620 (489 amino acids)
Biological process (GO): xenobiotic detoxification by transmembrane export across the plasma membrane
Cellular component (GO): membrane
Molecular function (GO): antiporter activity; xenobiotic transmembrane transporter activity
Source: RefSeq, a predicted model, not a curated record